GUCGAUAGUUUUAUUCUGUGGUGCCCAAUAGCUAACGACCACCCUUGUUAUUACUGUUCUGUGCUAACGACCGCAUUUGUCGAAAAAUUGGCGAAUAUAAAAAUUAAAUUUAGAGAUGGGUCAGCAUUUUGGCGAGUUGGCCAAAGUUCGUGGAAUCAUUCAGUAUCGGCUGUCACCAUUUGAACAGAGAGCCUUCGCUGGAGCGCUGAAAGGCCUCUGGAACAUACCUUUCCGCAUUCGUUCAUCCAUUUUCAAAAUUGCACCACCUGUGAUCCUCGGUCUGCUAGUUUACCAACUGGGAGAACAGCAACAUGAUAAGUUGAUGCGCAAGAACCCAGAUGACUUCAAAGAUGACCAGUAAUGAAUUUGAAGUUAUUCUAUAUCAACAAUGUAUUUAAUUAAUUAGUGUGUUUGUAAAUAGAAUAAAUCCAAAGUCUAUUUAA
Molecule: messenger RNA, 443 nt
Organism: Bacillus rossius redtenbacheri
Lineage: Eukaryota; Metazoa; Arthropoda; Insecta; Phasmatodea; Bacillidae
Gene: UQCR-Q
Product: cytochrome b-c1 complex subunit 8
Exons: 3
Coding region: 116-361 (81 amino acids)
Biological process (GO): mitochondrial electron transport, ubiquinol to cytochrome c
Source: RefSeq, a predicted model, not a curated record